Bombus pyrosoma is the source of this 2491-nucleotide messenger RNA. It is a transcript of the gene su(f), whose product is annotated as protein suppressor of forked. Lineage: Eukaryota; Metazoa; Arthropoda; Insecta; Hymenoptera; Apidae. The transcript has 15 exons. Gene Ontology annotation, molecular function: mRNA binding; protein binding. The coding region runs from base 137 to 2461 and encodes 774 amino acids. Gene Ontology annotation, biological process: mRNA 3'-end processing. Gene Ontology annotation, cellular component: nucleus. The record is from RefSeq and is a predicted model, not a curated record.
GGACUCCAUUUCAGAACUCCUACUUAAGCUUGUAGGCCAUUGACGCUGGUUGCGUUGCGUUCUUAUUCAUCAACUUUCAUUUCUAUACGUAGGAGUUUUUGCUUCAAGAAAUUAGAAUUGUUUCGGAGAAUUAAAAAUGACAGACGAUAAAACAGAAUUUGAUUGGGGAAAUGAAAAAUUACAACGUGCUCAAAAAACGGUAGAUGAAUCUUCAUAUGAUUUGGAAGCAUGGAGCAUCCUUAUCAGAGAAGCACAAAACAGACCUAUUAUAGAAGUAAGGCCAGUUUUUGAAAAACUUGUCUCUGUGUUUCCUUCUGCAGGAAGAUAUUGGAAAAUUUACAUUGAGCAAGAGAUGAAAAUGCGCAACUUUGAAAAGGUGGAAAAGCUUUUCCAAAGAUGCCUUAUGAAAAUCUUAAAUAUUGAGUUGUGGAAACUUUACCUUUCUUACGUGAAAGAAACAAAAGCCAGUCUUGCAACAUACAAGGAAAAAAUGGCGCAAGCAUAUGACUUUGCGCUGGAUAAAAUUGGUAUGGAUAUCCAUUCCUAUAGUAUAUGGAAUGAUUACGUUACAUUCCUUAAAAGUGUAGAAGCUGUUGGUUCAUAUGCUGAGAACCAGAAAAUUAGUGCUGUGAGGAAGGUGUAUCAAAGAGGUGUAGUUAAUCCUAUGAUAAAUAUGGAACAAUUAUGGAAAGAUUAUAUGGCUUUUGAACAAAAUAUUAAUCCAAUAAUUGCGGAUAAAAUGGCUAUUGAGCGUUCUAGAGAUUAUAUGAAUGCAAGACGAGUUGCCAAAGAAUUAGAAGCGGUAACAAGAGGAUUGAAUCGAAGUGCUCCUAGUGUACCUCCAACUGGUCAUCCAGAAGAAGUUAAACAGGUUGAAUUGUGGAAGAAAUAUAUUGCAUGGGAACGUAGUAACCCUUUAAGAACCGAAGAUACUUCUUUAGUUGCUCGCAGAGUAAUGUUUGCUAUAGAACAGUGUUUAUUAUGUUUGGGUCAUCAUCCUGCAGUGUGGCAUCAAGCUGCACAUUUUCUAGAGCUUAGCUCAAAAAUAUUAACAGAGAAAGGAGAUGUAAAUGCUGCAAAGAAUUUAAGCGAUGAAGCAGCAACAAUGUUUGAAAGAGCAACAAGUACAUUGUUGUCCAAGAAUAUGUUAUUAUACUUUGCGCAUGCCGAUUUUGAAGAAGGAAGAGUAAAGUAUGAAAAAGUUCAUCAAAUAUAUCAAAAGUUCCUUGAUAUACCUGAUAUUGACCCUACACUAGCAUAUGUACAAUACAUGAAAUUCGCAAGGCGCGCUGAAGGUAUAAAAUCGGCUAGAACGGUUUUUAAAAGAGCUCGCGAAGACCCAAGAUGUAAACAUCAUGUAUAUGUUGCUGCCGCAUUAAUGGAAUAUUAUUGCACAAAGGAUAAAAAUAUUGCUUUUCGGAUAUUCGAAUUAGGUUUAAAGAAAUUUGGGGACAAUCCUGACUAUAUACUUUGUUAUAUCGAUUACCUGUCACAUUUGAAUGAGGACAAUAAUACAAGAGUUUUAUUCGAGAGAGUUUUAUCAUCUGGUAGUUUAGAACCUGAAAAAUCAGUCGAUAUAUGGAACCGAUUUUUAGAAUUUGAAUCUAAUAUUGGAGAUCUAGCAAGUAUUGUAAAAGUUGAGAAACGACGUAGUGCUGUAUUAGAAAAGAUCAAAGAAUUUGAAGGUAAGGAAACAGCACAAUUAGUAGAUAGAUAUAAAUUCUUGGAUCUAUAUCCAUGUACUCCUAUGGAGUUACGGUCCAUCGGAUAUAUGGAAGUGUCCAGUGUUGGAAGAAGUACAGUUGGUGCAUUACCACGAAUACCAGAUCCAGAGGAAGCUAUAGCAUCAUUGCCAAGACCUGAUAUAUCACAAAUGAUACCCUAUAAACCCAAAGUAAAUCCAUUACCUGGAGAGCAUCCAGUACCAGGUGGAUCUUUUCCAUUGCCACCAGCUGCAGCACAACUUUGUACCAUGCUUCCUCCACCUGGAUGCUUCAGAGGACCAUUUGUGGCUGUUGAUUUACUCAUGGAUGUUUUCAAUCGAAUUCAGUUACCAGACCAUGCUCCAUUGCCAGUGGCGGAUAACGGAUGUGAUACAAAAUUGUUUGACCUAGCGAAAUCCGUACAUUGGAUAGUCGACGAAAGUAACGAUGGGGUUAGUAUUGGAUCCAAACGUAGAAGAACGCGCUUAGGUGAUGACAGCGAGGAAGAAGACUUACCACCGCCGCCUGCAAAUGACAUAUAUCGCCAAAGACAACAAAAACGAGUCAAGAAGGAAAAGUGCAGUUUGCGCAUAUCCGGCAGUGACCGUACUUCCUGGUUAUGUGGGACUUUAUUACCUAUGGUGUUGACGUUUCAGGUAACUACUCAAGUAACCAGUAGUAGAUUCUCAUUGUUCUUAAGGCGUAUAUUCCUGUUCAGAUCGGUUCUACUUGCUCGCGGCGAAACUAUCGAAACAUAGAUUCUCUAACAGACUUGGCGCGAAAGGGGG